Schizophyllum commune H4-8 is the source of this 231-nucleotide messenger RNA. RefSeq lists its product as uncharacterized. The record is from RefSeq and is a predicted model, not a curated record. Lineage: Eukaryota; Fungi; Basidiomycota; Agaricomycetes; Agaricales; Schizophyllaceae. The transcript has a single exon. The coding region runs from base 1 to 231 and encodes 76 amino acids.
AUGUUUCCGCGCUCCCUGCGACGCACGACGCGGGGCGGCGGCAACACGCGGCGCGUUCCCGACGCGCCCGGGGGCGCGUGCGUGACGUUCCCGCGCCGCGGCGGCCACGCGCGGGGCGCAUCACGGCUCCGGUGCCCUAUUAGGGCACGUCCCGGCGCCUGUGUCGAGCUGCCCGGGCACGGGAAUCGGGCCGUCUUGACGUCGCGGAAAAUUACAAUCGACGCUACGUAA